This is a messenger RNA of Malus domestica (apple), 4151 nucleotides long. Lineage: Eukaryota; Viridiplantae; Streptophyta; Magnoliopsida; Rosales; Rosaceae. The record is from RefSeq and is a predicted model, not a curated record.
GUGAACAGUGAACAGUGGUGCGUUUAAUGAAUUUUUCAAUAACCCAAAAUUGCCCUCCUUUCCUCUCGCCUUCAGCACACUCUCGCAAUACGUGAACCAGAAAACCAGCGAUCUCUCUCGUUCUCCAGGUUUCUCUGGCUCGGCAUCCUUCCUUUGGUAAAGGAUAAUUUCUUAUAAAGCUCUGCGCUGCUUCUGAUCUGUGAACUGUGCUUCUGAUUUGUCAUGCGCCGUUCCCUCGUCUCUUGCGAUUCAGCACACCCCUCUACGACGCCGUUUCAUCGUCUUCUUCAAGAAUUCUCCUGCAAACUUGGUUUGGUAGUUGUCUAACAGAUCACCAUUAUAGUGAGGAUUACACUUUUGUCAAAUGUGUCUAUUAUGCUGUGUGUCUUCUUUUUUGACCGCUUGUACUGGAGAUUUAUAUCAUACAAUGCGAACUUAUGCUUGAAGAAAAUUUAUUGUUUUUACUUGUUGAUAUUUGUAUGUUCCUGCCCUACAGUUGAAAACAUUGAAAGUUAUGCUCUGUGUUCCUGCCCUAUUUUCUAUGAAUUUUUCUGAACUCUACAUCUGUUAAAAAUUGAAAAUUCCGUCAACUAGCAACUGGGUUAUCAAGUCUACAUCUGCCCUAUUUUCUAUGAAUUUUUCUGAACUCUACAUCUGUCAGAAUUUGUUCUUCGGUUGAUUGCGUGCUAUUUUGUACUCUGAAAUGUUCGGAAUUUCGCGUUUCGGCAAUCAAAGCUCGGCCCUCACCAAUGAAUUAAUUCCAAUUUUCUCAUGCUUUCUCAUCAAAUUUGAAAAAUGCAUGCAAAAUCUCAAAUAUAGAUCAUUGGUUCCUAGUUCCUAAGCAUUCAUAUGGGUUUGCACGUUAAAAUUUUAGGAAGCGUGGGACGUUCUUUGCUUACUGGAUUGCGCUUUUGGUGUUUACUAUUGGCAGAUGUUGUUUUUAUUUGCUUACUGGAUUGCGCUUUUGGUGUUUACUAUUUAUGUCCCAAUGUUUACACAACUUAGCUUACGCUGUGUGAUGUUUAAGUAGCGGUUUUCUGACAUGGGUUAUGUCUUAAACUUAUUGAAUUAGAUAUUUGGAAGGCAAAGAGCAUACACGGUGUUAGAUUGGGCAUGCAUUUGUCAAGAUGCUCCUAAGACAACAAGUUGCAGGGAUACGACGUGGCUUUCAUUUGAACAUUUACACAUUUUCCAAAAGGUUUUCAUCCUUGUCAAAUGAGCCUCUGUCUGAAGAGAAAGUUGUAUCUUUGAUUGAUGUGAGACAAGUAGUUGAUGAUGUGUGCCGAGUCUUGGAGUGUGGUCCUUGGGGACCCACUCUUGAGAAUGCUCUAUCGGCGCUUGACAAAACACCUCAAUCAGAAUCAGUUAUUGGAGUUUUAAGGAGGUUGAAAGAUGUCAGUUUAGCACUUAAUUAUUUUCGGUGGUGUGAGAAACAAACUGACCAAGCACACUGUCCCGAAGCAUACAAUUCACUUCUCAUGGUCAUGGCCAGGAGUAGAAAUCUUAAUUAUUUGGAACAGGUCCUGGAAGAAAUGAGUGUAGCAGGAAUUGGCCCAUUUAAUACCACAUGUAUUGAGUUAGUUGUGAGCUGUAUGAGGUCACAGAAGCUGAAAGAUGGUUUCAAUCUACUGCAAACAAUGAGGAAAUUCAAAUUCCGCCCAGCAUUUUCAGCCUAUACAACUCUUAUUGGGGCUUUGUCUACAGUUCCUGAAUCUGAUCUCAUGUUGACUCUCUUUCAUCAAAUGCAGGAGCUAGGUUAUGAAGUUACUGUGCAUUUAUUUACAACCAUUAUUCGUGUAUUUGCCAAGGAAGGACGAGUUGAUGCUGCCCUCUCCUUGUUGGAUGAGAUGAAGAGCAACUCUUUUAGUGCAGAUGUUGUCCUUUAUAAUGUCUGUAUAGAUUGCUUUGGCAAGGUCGGUAAGGUGGAUAUGGCCUGGAAAUUCUUUCAUGAAAUGAGAAUGCAUGGCUUGGUGCCUGAUGAUGUGACAUAUACUAGCAUGAUAGGAGUUCUCUGCCAAGCUGCGAGACUAGACGAAGCAGUGGAGCUAUUUGAGGAGAUGGACAGACAUAGGAAAGUACCUUGUGUGUAUGCGUAUAACACCAUGAUCAUGGGCUAUGGCUCUGCUGGAAGGUUUGAGGAAGCAUACAGCUUGUUUGAGAGGCAAAGAAGAAGGGGGUGCAUUCCGAGUGUGAUUGCAUAUAACUGUGUUCUCACCUGCCUAGGGAAGAAGAGACGAGCAGUAGAAGCAUUAAGGGUUUUUGAUGAGAUGAAGAAAGAUGCAGCUCCCAAUCUUCCAACUUAUAACAUUCUAAUAGACAUGCUUUGUAAGGCUGGUAACCUCAAGGAUGCUCUGCAGGUUCGGGAUGCCAUGAAAGAAGCUGGCUUAUAUCCUAAUGUUAUGACUGUAAACAUAAUGAUUGAUCGACUCUGUAAAGCUCAAAAACUUGAUGAUGCUUGUUCUAUAUUUGAAGGAAUGGAUCACAAAGUCUGCACACCAGAUGCAGUUACAUUUUGUUCUCUUAUAGAUGGCUUGGGAAAACAAGGAAGAGUAGAUGAUGCCUAUAGGCUUUAUGAAAAGAUGCUGGACGCUGAUCAGACUCCAAAUGCCAUUGUAUACACAUCCCUCAUCAGGAACUUCUUCAAAUGUGGCAGGAAGGAGGAUGGUCACAAAAUAUAUAAAGAAAUGCAGCGUAGGGGCUGUUCUCCUGAUCUCAUGCUUCUUAAUACCUAUAUGGAUUGUGUUUUAAAGGCCGGUGAAAUUGAAAAAGGUAGAUCUUUGUUUGAGGAGAUUAAGACUCAAGGAUUCAUUCCGGAUGUGCGGAGUUAUUCAAUCUUAAUUCAUGGCCUUGUAAAAGCAGGCUUUGCACAUCAAACAUAUGAAUUAUACUAUGCGAUGAAAGAUCAAGGCUGUGUAUUGGACACCCGUGCUUACAACGCCAUCAUUGAUGGAUUCUGCAAAAGUGGAAAGGUGAAUAAAGCAUACCAGCUUCUGGAGGAAAUGAAAACUAAGGGUCACCAACCCACCGUCGUUACUUAUGGUUCUGUCAUUGAUGGUCUUGCCAAGAUUGACAGGCUUGAUGAAGCAUACAUGCUUUUUGAAGAAGCUAAGUCAAAAGGAGUAGAACUGAAUGUAAUCAUUUAUAGUAGCCUUGUUGAUGGGUUUGGGAAGGUAGGUAGAAUAGAUGAAGCAUAUCUAAUCAUGGAAGAGUUGAUGCAGAAAGGUUUGUCACCUAACGUUUACACAUAUAAUAGCUUGCUUGAUGGACUUGUGAAAGCUGGUGAAAUUGAUGAAGCAAUUGUCUGCUUUCAAUCGAUGAAAGAUAUGAAAUGUACACCCAACCAUGUAACGUAUAGCAUUCUCAUAAAUGGUCUUUGUAGGGUUAGAAAAUUCAAUAAGGCUUUUGUAUACUGGCAAGAGAUGAAGAAACAAGGGUUAAACCCUAAUACAAUCACCUACACUACCAUGAUCUCUGGACUUACAAGGGCUGGGAACAUAAGGGAUGCUAGUGGGCUUUUUGAGAAGUUUAAGGCCAGUGGUGGCAUUCCCGAUUCUGCUUGUUAUAAUGCUAUGAUAGAAGGGUUGAGCAAUGCAGAAAGGGCAAUGGACGCGUAUACACUUUUUGAGGAAACUCGGCGGAAAGGUUGUAAUAUUCAUUCCAAGACAUGUGUUGUUCUGUUGGAUGCCUUGCACAAGGCUGAAUGCCUUGAGCAGGCAGGAAUUGUUGGUGCUGUUCUUCGAGAAACUGCAAAGUCUCAGCAUGCAUCAAGAUCAUGGUAAAAUCGUGUGUCAUGCAAUUUACUGGAGGGAUUUAGAUGUGUCGUACUCAAUGAGUGGUGACACACAACUGACACAAGGUGCCUUCUCAUCCAUUCACGCUGAUGGAGCAAAUAUUGGGCAACAAGAGAUUUUUUUUCCUGAAGGGUCUUCGUCCCAUCAAUUUCUUAACAGGAUUGAAGGCACUCUGUGGAGGUAAUAGCUUCAUGACUUCAAAUGGAGUUACUGAAAUUCUGUACAUGUAUCUGCAAAAAGAGUCAUGACUUUAGGGAGCAUGCCAACAUGUUAUUCCUCUGAUUCACAUUUGAUAAAAUGUUUUGAUGAAUUGAAUGUUCGGGUUGUAACUUUUAAAAUAUUGGAUUCUACUGUGUUGUA